Molecule: messenger RNA, 2055 nt
Organism: Rhopalosiphum padi (bird cherry-oat aphid)
Lineage: Eukaryota; Metazoa; Arthropoda; Insecta; Hemiptera; Aphididae
Product: major facilitator superfamily domain-containing protein 12-like
Exons: 10
Coding region: 386-1939 (517 amino acids)
Biological process (GO): carbohydrate transport
Cellular component (GO): membrane
Molecular function (GO): symporter activity
Source: RefSeq, a predicted model, not a curated record
AUUUACUCGUGCACUGUGUAGCACCGAGAUAAGUGGUCGCCAAAUGUCUGUGAUCGCUGGUUGGUCGCUACUGGUCGUUUACUCGUUUAACUCGCGUUGAUGAACAGUAAUUUAUUCCACUAUAUAUCCGUUCGUAAUUUUCCUCUAGAGGUGUCAUUCGGUCGUCUCGCGCGCAAGACUGUUAUACAAUUCAAUAUUACAUUAUAAAUAGUUAACACCAGCACGAUUAUUGAAAGACACGCGUGUUUUUUUAUUCACAUCCUAUUAUUAUAUUGUAUAAAACAAAGUAAUAAAUAAAAAAUAGUAAAGUUUUUUUUUUUAAUUAUUAAUAAUUUUAAUUAAUUAAUUCAAUUUUGGUUAUAACUUAAUAAUAUACAUCCUUAAAAUGUCUACAAAUAAUCAAAUGGAUCAAAAAAAAGGAGAUGACCAAAAGCGUGCCAUUCAACUUAACCAAGUACCAGCACUACCAGGUGAUGAGGGUAAAAUGUCAGAUUCGCUCAAAUGGUUCGCGUUCAUGUCGUAUGGCGUCGGACACGUGCUCAACGACCUGGUCGCCUCCAUGUGGUUCACCUACGCUUUGGUAUUCUACCAUUACGUUAUGCAGCUGUCCAGUAUCAAUGCAGGGGCCGUGGUCCUCGUCGGCCAGCUAACAGACGCGGUCGCGACGGCCGCCAUAGGCGUGUUAUCGGAUAAUGCCAACAUGUACUGUACCGAUCGAUACGGCCGCCGCAAGACUUGGCACCUUUUCGGCAGUAUACUGGUGUUCAUAAGUUUGCCGUUCGCAUUCUCGCCGCCCAUAAUACCACAAGCUGAGAGCUCCGAAUUAAACACUGCUCUAUACUACUGUUUCUUCAUCGUCUUCUUCCAAAUCGGAUGGGCGUCCAUCGAGAACUCGCAUAUGGCGUUGGCUUCGGACCUGACUCCGAUAAGGGACGAACGAACGGCGUUACUUUCCAUAAGAUAUAGUUUUACCGUCUUUUCAAACAUCCUGGUGUACGUAGUCACCUGGAUCGUGCUUAGAAGUAACAACGCGAGCAAAACUCAAUUUGGACCUGCAGAAAGAAAAGAAUUCCAAAUAGUCAUAUUAGUGAUAAUGAUUGUCGGAGCUAUGACAACCAUAAUAUUUCAUAUCGGGGUACGCGAACCUCUGACCAAUAACCGUGUGAAUCGAGAGCUCCUGAUGACUGAGACUGAGGCUGAACGUGCAGCCAACAGUUUUUGGUCCAUGUUCAAACACAUCACCCUCUACCAGACGGCCGUCGUUUACAUGUGCUCUCGGAUCACUGUCAAUAUGACUUUGGUGUUCUUGCCGAUGUACUUACAAGACUAUUUAAAACUGGAAGCAGAAAAACUAGCACUGUUACCGUUGAUAAUGUUCCUCAGCAGUUUUUGUAUGUCACUCCUCAACAAACCCAUGAACAUGAAACUCGGCAGAAAGUACACUUAUUCGUUCGGCGUGGUUUUGUCACUGGGUUCAGCGCUAUGGUGUUACUUAGGCAACGGCGACUCAUUUGCCAAAUAUCAAGUCUAUGCAGUCACUAUCAUAAUAGGUAUUGCUUGUUCGGUAGUUCUGGUCACUAGUCAAGCACUGACCACUGAUUUAAUCGGCGAUAAAACGCACAGAGGUGCCUUUACGUUCGGUCUGAUGAGCUUUACCGAUAAAGUAUGCAACGGAGCUGUAGUUAUGGGCGUCCAGUCUUUGCAUUGCGAAACGUGUCCGAAUUACUAUCGCGACGUAAUGAUCUUGAAUUGGACGAUUCCGUCGUUUUUGGCAUUUAUCGCGGUCAUCAGUUUACCCUACGGAGGACGUCCAAGUCUAAUUGCACCUGAAGUCCCGGAAACGCAUUCGAGUAGCGGUAAUCAACACUCUGGUCAAUCGAAAAAGCAGCCGAUAGAAAAAGGACAAGAAGCCCUACCCAGCUACGCGGUAAAUUCGUGACGGAAUAAUUGGUAGUUUAUCUAGUCAUUGCGAUCUAUCAUAAUCGAUAAUAUAAUAUGAUUGUUGAGAAUAAAACAUAAAAUUACAAUAAACAAGUGACUAUUUGUAUUUACUAA